AUGUCGGGACGCGUACGAAAACAAUCGGAUUGCCCUGUGGGCAAGCAGGGUCCAAUGAGAGCGACCUUGCCGGUGUCCUCGAUCAUGAAGUCGAGUGGUGGAUUUAAAAAGAACGCAGGAAACAGCCCCACUCUCUCACCCACCAAUGCGUGGCGGCGGAUUUCGCCGGACCACGCUCUUUCCGGUCAGAGAAGCCCAGGAGCUGUCAAUUACAAAGGAAAAGGGAGGUUUGGAUCCAGUGUAAUUAGGCGCACAGCAUCAUUAGACACUUUGUAUCAAAAAGGACAAUGGUCCAGGGACUACUACCUCCAUGCUGGCCAGCUGCAAGUUGAUAAAUCGACUCAAACGGAUGAUGGAGGUGGAGUGUCUGGGAGGUCCUCAAGAGGCUCAGAAGACGAUAAGCUAGAUCGUUUUCUCCGGAGUCGCCUUCAAAGACCUCAUAAGCCCUCUGGUUCAGGAGAUUACUCUUCACAUUCUAUGAGUCCAGGGCUUUGGUCCCGUUUCAGUGGUGGUGGUGUUCCGUUAAGGGCAGCUCGUUCUUCGGUUGAAGAGAUAAGGUCACCCCUGAAGGACAUCGGGCCCCCCCUUGCUGAGCUUCUGAGACGGUCUGUCAACACACAAACGCCGCAUGAUCUCUGUCAUACUGCACACUCUUCAGAUCCACCAUCCCGAGGGUCACUGUCGAGUGCAGGCUCAGCCGAGCUCCUUGCUGCAGGUGGCAGUGUCUGCUCGUCACCGGAUCUCGAUGGUUCUAAACUUGGUACGUCGCCGCAGAUCAAUCGGUUUUUGGCUCGCGAACCACCAGAUGGUUGUGAAAAGGUGAACUUGAAAGCCGGUGAAGGAUCGUACACCGAAUCAGUGUCGGUGAUGAAGCCCUCCGCGCCAGGGUUCACUUUGCGACCCUCGCUCGGCUCCGCCUUCCAGCCGCUCCAACCGCAGUCUUCGCCCCCAAACACCCCGCAAUGA
This is a messenger RNA of Leptosia nina, 966 nucleotides long. NCBI's taxonomy places the organism in Eukaryota, Metazoa, Arthropoda, Insecta, Lepidoptera, Pieridae. The record is from the annotation of a GenBank genome assembly.